Molecule: messenger RNA, 262 nt
Organism: Racocetra fulgida
Lineage: Eukaryota; Fungi; Glomeromycota; Glomeromycetes; Diversisporales; Gigasporaceae
Source: the annotation of a GenBank genome assembly
CUAAUGAAUGUUUCACCUCAUAUCAAACGAAUGAACAAAAGAAAGCCACCAAAGUAUCCUGAAUUAGAAAAUGAAGUUUAUAAGUGGGUACAAGAAUUGCGUUGUAAUCAAAAACCUGUAACUCGUGCCAUGAUCCAAAUUAAGGCAAAAGCAUUAUCUCAAAAACCACCUUACACUACAUAUUAUCCUAGUAUCACUGAAAGUAAAUUUAGUAAUAAAUGGGUUGAUGGUUUUAUGAUUCGUUAUAAAUUAAGUCAUCGAC